Molecule: messenger RNA, 1513 nt
Organism: Papaver somniferum (opium poppy)
Lineage: Eukaryota; Viridiplantae; Streptophyta; Magnoliopsida; Ranunculales; Papaveraceae
Product: 26S proteasome regulatory subunit RPN13-like
Exons: 14
Coding region: 179-1165 (328 amino acids)
Biological process (GO): ubiquitin-dependent protein catabolic process
Cellular component (GO): proteasome regulatory particle, lid subcomplex; cytoplasm; nucleus
Molecular function (GO): proteasome binding; ubiquitin binding; endopeptidase activator activity
Source: RefSeq, a predicted model, not a curated record
ACGCGUUAAUAACAACACCCUCGGAGACUUUUCCUUUUUUUUUUUCAUUACAUACAAACUAUUCUCUCUCUUUCUUGCAAAUCCUUUUUCUCUCGCGGAAUCAUCUUCAGAAACUGAUAGGAAGAAGAGGAAUAAUUACCUUGGCUUAGGAGGAGGAGAAGUAAAGAGUUCAUCAGCGAUGGAUCAAAUUCCACCAAAUGCACCUGACUCUUACAUACCAGAUGUUAUGCUUGAAUUUCGUGCGGGCAAGUUGAACCUCGAAGGAACACGAUUGGUUGCUGAUUCACGUAAAGGACUUGUUCGAAUAGCAAGGGGUGAUGAGGGAUUGUUACACUUCCAGUGGCUAGAUCGUACACAGAAUGUGCUCGAAGAUGAUCAAAUAAUAUUCCCGGACGAGGCAGUUUUCGAGAAGGUCGGUCCGCCAUCUGAAAGGGUAUACCGUUUAAAGUUCAGCACCGACAAUAGGACGUUCUUUUUUUGGAUGCAGGAGCCAAAUUCUGAUGAAGAUUCACGAAUUAGCACCUCAGUCAACUUCCACAUGAAUCGCCCUUUUGAAUUUGAUAGAGAAGAACCUGAAAUUUCAGCUCCUCUCCCACUGUCUGAAGCAUCCGAUAAAUCAGAAGACAUGGCUGAAGAUGAGGUGUCAUCGAGGGCAAACUUGGUUAUGCCUAACUUCGGUACGACAGCAACUAGUGAUGUUAGCUCUUCAGCUGGACCAGUAAAAAUGGCAGAUCUGCAGAGAAUAUUAAGUAGUUUUGGAGCAGGAGAUGCUGCUUUGGAUCCUGAUGGAGGUCUGGGAUUGGAGGACAUUCUGACUCCUGAGCUGAUACUGCCAUUGAUUGAAUCACUGCCUUUGGAACAGCGAUUGGCGGCACAUUUGCCUGAGGGUAAACUGAGUCCUUCCGAUCUAAUCGAGUUACUACAGUGCCCACAAUUCCGUCAACAAGUAGAAUCAUUUACAUACGUGCUUCGCACAGGACAGAUUGAUUUGACUCAGUUUGGUAUCGACCCAGCUAAAUACAACUUUAGUGUUCAAUCUUUCCUCGAAGCUUUGGACGACUCUGUUGCAAAAGUUUCAGAUUCUGGGGAAACUGGUUCAAGGCAAGAUGAUAACAAGGACUCGACAUCUCAAGCGCAAAAUGAUCCUAUGGAUGAAGGACAUUAGCAUUAGUUGGCAGGUGUUUAGCUGGGGUUCGACCAACUUAUGCCAACUUUUCUCUACCACCACUGUUGAGAUAUAAAAGUUUAAGUGAAUUUCUUUCAAAGCAAAUCUGAAGAAAAGAGAAGUAAAGACGGAAAAAGAGUAGAUAUACCCAUCCUUGUUUGUUAACAAAAAUCAAUAAACUUACAGUAAUAGGUUUAGAUUCCAUUGAUUUACAAAAAUUGAUUCAAGAACUGUAUUUGGAAUGUAUAAAAUUUUCAAGAACUUCAUUUGCAGGUCUGUCAAAUUGGGUUCAUUUAUGGGAUAUGAGAUAUUCAUCCCAUGACCAAAUGAAGCCUAAAUUCUGUUGCA